UCUUUUGUUUUUAUAUUUGUUAUUGCUGCAAACCGCUUUAUUUCAUUGUUUCCUUCCUCAAACAAACCCCUCACACCAUUCUUCAUUCAUCCCUUCUCUCUCCUCUCAUCUUUCGUGUUCAAGAUCGUUACUCAACCGCCGCCGGACCUAUUCGUUUCUGGUUGCUGUUGGUGUGUUGUUAUACAUGAUUACAUCUACAUACACUGGAUUUAUUAGCAUGAUGAUAUGCUGCAGUUAUGGAGUGGUAAGGCCACUUUCAUAUAGGAUGAAGAAAGAAUAUUGUACCAAAGAAUCUCUGUUAAUUGGAAGAUUGUGUAGGCCUUGUUCAUCUGGAAUGUGCCCUUUAGAUCUUGGUCAUCCAAUAUCCGUCCUCUGGGAUUGGAUGCUUGUUUAGCAUGAAAUGGCCUAGCAAUUAUGCUGAAGAUAUUAUGGCCAUAGAUUUGUUGACAACCAAUUUCUAGUGAUUCAAGAUGUUGAUUUGGACUGUUACAAGAAUUUUGAGGAGGGCCGUGGAACUUUACACAUGUAAUUGUUCUAGUUGGUUCUUUGAGGUUCUAAGAUAUGGAUGUUGCCAAACCUCAGUAAUAUCCUUCCCAUGACUUGAAAAUGCUCUAGUCAAAUUUGCCUUGUUCUCUUAGUUUGGGAUCUGCUUUGGAGGUGGUGCUACUUAGUGGGGUUGGGUAUAAUGAACUUAGCUGUACAUUGUACAGAUUUCAUUUAGAAUUCACAGUACUCAAGUAUGCGCUACGGCUAUGCAGACUGCAAAUUUGAAUCAAUUGUGCAUACCAUUGAUGGUGACUGCCGUAGUGCUGUGUAUAACAUUGACUGCCCUUUAUGUUGGUGCAGUUUUUGAUUCUGCUAACAGUUGGUUCUCCAAUAAUUCAACAGCCCAUGGUUGGGAUUCCUUUAGUGCUGGAUGAUGCUAUAUUUUGUAUAUGGACCUCUGAGUUUGCCGACAUGGAAGCUGUUUGAUAAGCAUGAGCUGGUCAUAAUCUUCACUUAUGAAUUUCUAAAGGCUGUAAAAUGAAGUGAAACUAGUGUCAAGGUGUUGAUAGUCUAACCAGAUUGCGGGGCACUCUUCCUUUUGCUUUGCCAAUUGGUUGAAUUACUUGCAUAUCUGACCCCAUUGCACUCUCUAUUUUGACUCGUGGGGGUUGCAAGGGACAGUUAUGGGGCAUAGACACUUAUACAAUGCAUCUCCAAUGUUUGAGGGUGAGCCUGACCAGAAUUGGAAUCAUAUGCAUACUGACCAACAUCCUGUGAACCACAGUGGGACUAGCACUUCUGAGAAUGGUUCUUUUAUUUAUCCUGUAGAAAAUAUAUCUGUAGAUAGCAUUUAUUUCCCCUCUCAUUGGAACUCUACUGCAAGGUCAAAUGGAUAUGCAUCCUCAGGCCACAACAUUGAAAUACCUCCUCCUCAUCAAUUGGAUGCAUCAGGCACUUCUAAUGAUCAUUUUAUGCAUUCAUCUAGUGCUGGACCUUUCUUUGCAGUGUCUGAAAAUUAUGUACACCAGCCUUCUUCCUCUUCUUCUUCAAAUUAUGACAGACAAGCAUUUCAUGUUGAUAGUGGUUUUAUUGAUCUUACAAUGGGAAGUGGACGGGGGUCUCACAAGAGAAAGAGUCCUGGAAUUCCUUCAGUCUAUGAGAGAGGCGGUACAAGUGGAUAUUUCAAUGCUGGGAGUUCAACUGAUCUUCCUAUACCUUCAGAAUCGCGGCCAGAGAAGCCAAAUAUGGAUUCUCAAUACAUGCCCUGGGAUCAUGCUGCUAUUGCACCCGCAUUCAGGGGUGCUGGUCUCUCUAUAAAGGGUGAGAGUUCUAUGCGGAAUGUUAGGAGUCGUUCUGCACUUGAUUUGGAAUCCAACCUGUCUAGGACCCAUUUAUCGAGCAACCAUUCACACAGCGUGUACCCUACUGUCCCGCCAGUCGGCCAUCGUAGCAUGGUGGAUCUUUCAGCUCAGGCUUCUACCUCUUUGACAAGGGAUUGGAGCCAAAUGAAUGUAACCCCUGCCAAUGGAAGAAUGUUAUUAUCAGAAACCAAUACAUUUGGUCUUGAGACAAAUCACUUCCCUGUUGGAAAUGCUGCUGCUUCUGCUAGUAAUGCUAUUGUGGAUGUUGGGAACUUCCAUCACGAAUUUGGUACAAGCAGAAAUCCUACUACUGCUCAAAGUUUUCAAAAUUUGACUCAGACUUCUAGAGGAAUUCGGAGCAAUUACUCUCAGAGGUCCACUCCAGCUUUUAGGGCGGCUUCAAACUUGCGCUUGGGACAUGUGACACCUUCAGAUAAUGGAUUGCCCAUGGUAGCUGAAGGUUACUCUUCUAGACAUCCAAGGCCAUUGAACACCAUUGGCUGGCGGAACAGUGAUAGAAAUGGAAGGUCAAGAGUUUCUAGUGAAAGAUAUAGAGCAUUGGCUGAUGAGGCUGGUCUCCAUGCUAGAUUUUCCUCUGAGGUACCGGGUUUCAUGAUUGUUGAACGUGCUUCACUAUAUGGUUCUAGGAAUAUGCUUGAUCAACACAGAGACAUGAGGCUGGACAUAGAUAACAUGAGCUAUGAGGAACUACUUGCACUUGGGGAGAGGAUUGGCCAGGUGAACACAGGAUUGUCCGAGGAUGUGCUUUCCAAGUGUUUGACAGAAACAAUAUAUUGUUCAUCUGACCAAUGUCAGGAUGAAGCAAGCUGUGUGAUCUGUCUAGAAGAGUACAAGAACAUGGACGAUGUUGGGACACUUAAAACUUGUGGGCAUGACUACCAUGUGAGCUGCAUUAAAAAAUGGUUAUCUAUGAAGAAACUAUGUCCUAUCUGCAAAGCUUCUGCGUUGCCUGAGGAUAAGAAGGAUACAUAACUUUUACUAAUGUAUUUAUUGAUCUCAUUUGUACAUAUAUUUGGACAUCCAUCAAAGUGGAGGAAACAGACUAGCUUUUGGAAAUGGUGUAUCAAGAAUAUUACUUUUCUGUCAAUGUAUUUAUUUGGCUUCGAUCUCAAUUUAGUAAAGCCUGGAAAUCGUUGUGUGGAUUUGAAGCGGAUCUCCAUUGGUUCUAAUUUUAAAUAAGUUUAAAUA
Molecule: messenger RNA, 3056 nt
Organism: Cicer arietinum (chickpea)
Lineage: Eukaryota; Viridiplantae; Streptophyta; Magnoliopsida; Fabales; Fabaceae
Source: RefSeq, a predicted model, not a curated record